UUCCAACGCCGCAUUACGUAAUUACGUACAUUGUCCUCGUUUACGUUACGCAAGUUCCAGACAGCAGGAAGUGUGAUGUGGCUUUGAAUCCCUACUAAAAUGUCGGCCAUUUUCAACUUCCAGUCACUGUUAACAGUGAUUCUCCUCCUGAUCUGUACCUGUGCCUACAUUAGAGCGCUGGCUCCCAGCCUGCUGGACAAGAACAAGACCGGGCUUCUAGGAAUUUUCUGGAAGUGUGCCAGAAUAGGUGAGCGGAAGAGUCCCUGGGUGGCUUGCUGCUGUGUCAUCAUGGCUUUUAGUAUACUGUUUCUACAGUAGCACUCCAAAGAAAAACCCCAGAUGGAAACAUUGGAGAGAUGAACAGACAAUGAGGCAUGGACAGUACGAUCCUAUAAGCACAAGAGGACCUCCAGUGCUUGUCACUUAGAUAAUGUAAAAACGGAGACCUGUCAUCACAUACCUUAGCCACGGAGACACAAAAUGUGACUGUGUAGGAGGAGGGGUGAACUGAUAGCCCCAGAGUGUGUCUGAAGCCCUCCACAGACUUCCAGGUCUGUACUUGUGUUUGCUUAUGUGGAAUGUUUACUGUGGAUCUGUGUGUAUGUGUGUGUGUGUGUGUGAGAGCGUGAAUGACAGUGGGAGAGGGGCUGCUUUGUGGGAUCAAAUGAUUCAUAGUGUGUCUAAACAUUUCAAGCAUUUUUUUCACUUUGACUUUGUCACAAGAGCAUCAACUUGUUUAACAUUCUCCGCGAAGAGGACCCUCAUUAAUGUUCAAGCUGUUAAGGGAGUUACACGGCGACUUAUAUUUGUAACGUCAGUCCUGUGUUUGUUGUAUCUAAAAUUAGGGAUCAUAAUCCACAGCAAGCAAAACGGUAUUAUAGCUCUUCGGGUGUCUAGUUGUCUUACACAUUUGCCUAAAAGAGCUUCUGAUCUUUGUAAAGUCAGUCAGUUUGCCACUAUUUAUUAAAGAACUGGUCUGAGGCUAAGUUUUUGGUUUUUGUAAUUUAAAUUCAACCUUUCUGACUCGUGUUUUCUGUUGACACCUUAUGCCUGUUGUGACAAUACCACGCUGUGUCAAAAAUGACUUCAGACAAACAAAAUACAUAUUGAUGAUAAAUCUUU
Molecule: messenger RNA, 1122 nt
Organism: Amphiprion ocellaris (clown anemonefish)
Lineage: Eukaryota; Metazoa; Chordata; Actinopteri; Pomacentridae
Gene: tmem167a
Product: transmembrane protein 167A
Exons: 4
Coding region: 100-318 (72 amino acids)
Biological process (GO): protein secretion; intracellular transport
Source: RefSeq, a predicted model, not a curated record